GUGAUAAACUCAAGCAGGGGUGCUGGGGGAGUGUCUGUAUGUGCUUCAGACGGACAGUGGUGUGUAUCACGCAGCCAGAGACCCAUACACCGCUACGGACCUGCUGAAAGGUUGGCACAGCGCGUCGUCCCGCCGGAGUUUGUCGGAGAAAGAGGUGGUGACCCUUCCAGUCCCGCUGCUUAAAGCCCGGUCCAACCCAGACCAGCCCCGUUCUCAGUGUCCUACACCCCUCUCUCCCACCUCUCCUCUCUCUCCUCCUCUUUCCUUCUCUACCUCUCCCCUGACUCUCCCUUUCUCACCCUCCCCUCUCUAUGAUACUCGUUGUCCCCUGAUGGGAACCUCAUCCAAACGUGCCACGAGUCCACCGCCGCUAAUAGCCAAACCAUACCCCUAACCACCGCCCGUCGCCAUGGAGAUGAAGCAGUCACUGACGAUGGACAGAGGCAACGAAGGGGGAGUGAAAGUGAAAGGGGAGGAGUCAUCGCAGGAGAACGGCAGGCUGAUGCAGGCUCACGGAGGGAUGGCAGAAAAGGGGGACCCCAGAGUGAACUCUGGUGGGGGGUCGGGAGGGGUGUCCAAUGGGUACCCCACUUCCACAGCGCAGAGCCCCAGGGAGGGGGGAGGGCCACCGUUGGGCUUGCCCACAGGUGGCCUCAGGACUCUGGUCGUCCAGCAGACAAAUCUGGACCGGCCCCGGGAGACCUGGAGCAAAAAGAUGGACUUCCUCUUGUCUGUGAUUGGCUAUGCUGUUGACCUGGGCAAUGUGUGGCGUUUCCCCUACAUUUGCUACCAGAACGGUGGAGGUGCUUUCCUGCUGCCCUACAUGCUGAUGGCGGUGUUCGGCGGAGUGCCCCUCUUCUACAUGGAGCUGGCGCUGGGGCAGUUCCAUCGUAGUGGCUGCAUCUCCAUCUGGAAACACAUCUGCCCCAUCUUCAAGGGUAUCGGCUUCGCCAUCUGCAUCAUAGCGCUGUACAUAGCGUUCUACUACAACACCAUCAUGGCGUGGGCCUUGUACUACUUCCUGGCAUCAUUCCAGCCCACCCUCCCCUGGACCACCUGCACCAACCCCUGGAACACCAACCACUGCCUCCGCUACCUGUCCACCGACAGCAACCUGACCUGGACCAACACCUCCACCUCGCCGGCGGAGGAGUUCUAUACGCGUCAGGUGUUACAGGUGCAUUUGUCUCCAGGUCUGCAUGCGUUGGGCAGUGUGAGUUGGCAGCUGGCUCUCUGCCUUCUGUUGAUCUUCACCGUUGUCUACUUCAGCAUCUGGAAGGGAGUCAAGACCUCUGGCAAGGUGGUCUGGGUGACAGCCACCUUCCCGUACCUGGUCCUCCUGGUGCUGCUCAUCCGUGGGGCCACUCUACCAGGGGCCUGGAGGGGUGUGGUCUUUUACCUCAAACCUGAUUGGGGGAAACUGCUGAGCACAACUGUAUGGAUUGAUGCAGCAGCUCAGAUUUUCUUUUCUCUGGGACCAGGUUUUGGGGUGCUCCUGGCCUUUGCCAGCUACAACCCUUUUCACAACAACUGCUACAGGGAUGCCUUGGUGACUAGCUCGGUGAACUGCUUGACCAGUUUCCUGUCCGGCUUUGUAAUCUUCACCGUGCUGGGAUACAUGGCUGAGAUGCGUCAAGUCGGCGUGGAGACCGUAGCCAAGGAUGCUGGUCCCAGUCUCCUGUUCAUCAUCUAUGCUGAAGCCAUCGCAAACAUGCCGGCUGCCACCUUCUUCGCCAUCAUCUUCUUCCUUAUGAUCAUUAUGCUGGGCCUGGACAGCACGUUUGCUGGUCUGGAGGGUGUGAUUACGGCCAUGAUAGAUGAGUUCCCACAGGUCUUGUCUAAGAGGAGGGAGUUGUUUGUCCUGGGUCUGGUUGGUGUCUGUUACCUGGGAGCCCUCUCCACCCUCACCUACGGGGGUGCGUUUGUGGUGAAACUUUUUGAGGAGUACGCCACAGGGCCUGCUGUCAUCACUGUCGUCUUCCUGGAAGUCAUCGCUGUUUCCUGGUUCUAUGGUACAAGUCGUUUCUGCAGUGAUGUCCACAUGAUGUUAGGAUUCUCCCCCGGGCUGUUUUGGAAAGUGUGCUGGGUGGCUAUAUGCCCUAUCUUCCUAUUGUUCAUCAUUGUCAGUUUCCUGGCAUUCCCCCCGGAGGUGAAGUUGUUUGACUACCUCUACCCACCGUGGACCACUGUCCUGGGUUACUGCAUCGGAGUCUCCUCCUUCAUCUGUGUACCUGCCUACAUGGUCUACCACCUGCUCACCACCAAAGGGACCUUUAAACAGCGUCUCCUGAAGGGCAUCACUCCUGUACCCAGCGGCCUUCACAGUGACAUCAUUAUCACCAACGCCAUCUGACCUGGCCAGGGCAGAUGACGGCGCCCUCUGCUGGACACAGGAACAAUUACAGAACAGGGGUGGAGGCUUUGUCCCUUCCUUGAGAACCCAACAGAUCCCAACCAUAGAGUUCAGCGCUGAAAGGCACUAACCCCAGAUCCCACUCCUCCGUCACCCCCAUUCUCUCUCAUUCUGUUAGCUAACCAUUCGCUCCGAAAACCGUCACUGUUUUGAUUCUGUACUACACUGGUCAGGGCAUUUCAACUACCGGCACCCAGAGUUUUACAAGCCACGGCACAAUGACUUGUGGACUGUUAUUGACCCAUCUUUCAUCAUCUAUGCCUGUCCAUCACCAUUAUAAUCACUGCAUAGAGUAUAAUAUGAGAACACACCAUGUCUUUGCCAGGUCCACUACUAGAAUAUAAAUGUUUCAGACUCACUGCUUCCUUUGACACUCCGCCCUCGCUCUGUUGACGAGUUAGGAAUUCUGCCGUUUAGCUGGAUAUUCAUGACAAAAUUCAGGUAUCUUUUCACGUCUAUAUGAAGCCAAAUAUUGCAUUGAUAUUUCUGCAGGUAUUGCCAAGAGUGUGAGCUGUGGCUGUGUUUUAGCUGGGAGUCAGCGGUUUCUCUCUGAAUGGCAAUGUGGUGGCUUAGCCUUUGAAUGGGCCACUGUUGUAGGAGCGUUUAUGCGUGGUGGUGUGAUGUACACCGAAGGAGGUGACUUCUGAGGGGAGUUCAGGGCUUGGGCCAGUCACAGGGAUCCAUCAGAUGGAGUGUGUGAGGCUCUGUCGUGUGUGCACUCAUGCAGACAUUUAUUGAUGUGUGUUGUAUGUAAGCAUGUUUACGCCUGGACAACUGUGUGUGUGUGUGUGUGUGUGUGUGUGUUUGUGUGUGUGUAUGUGUUUGCAUGCCUGGAUCAGGCAAAAACGGAUGGAGUGUAGGGAGGACCUACCCUGUGCUCCUCGGGAGUCUUCUGUUAUUAUGAUAUCAAAUAUUUAUUUUAAAGAAUUGUUAAUGCACUCAUCUAUGUAUGCUUCCAUGUGUUUAUCUCUUUCACUAUAAUCUGACAUCCUAAUGACAUCUUUUUGAUGAAUGAAACACAAUUUCCAUAUGUUCAUCGUCUAUAGUGGGAACCAAAUAUUGAUCACUACUAUUUUCAUAUCCAUUGCUCAAUCCUCAAAGAUGUGUCUGAAAAUAACCAGAUGUCUUGACUUACUGAAACAUUUGUUGUGUUUAGGAACGGGAGUAAAAUUAUGAUCUGUGUAUAGUGAGUCUUAGUGUCAGCGUAUAUCCUGUCUGCUCACUUAAAAACAGUAUGUUUGUGUGAGAGCCUCAGAAUGGAGUGAGUUCAAAUGCUAUGGGACAUUUUUCAGAUACUUUUAGCAUUUUCUUUAGCCUGCCCAGGGUGCCAGGUGGGCAUAGAUUUCUUUAGCCUGCCUAGUGUGUCAGGUGGGCAUAGUUUUCUUUAGCCUGCCUAGAGUGCCAGGUGGGCAGAGUUUUCUUUAGCCAACCUAGAGUGCCUGGUGGGCGGAGUUUUCUUUAGCCAAUCUAAAGUGCCCGGUGGGCAGAGUUUUCUUUAGCCAACCUAGAGUGCCUGGUGGGCGGAGUUUUCUUUAGCCAAUCUAAAGUGCCCGGUGGGCAGAGUUUUCUUUAGCCAACCUAGAGUGCCUGGUGGGCGGAGUUUGCAGUUUUGCAACUGCUUCAUUUAUUCCAAUGCACCAGGCAAUCAGAUCUGAAGUAUUUGAAUUUGUGUGUGUGUGUGUGUGUGCAUGUGUAAAUUCAGAGCAGAAGUAGAGAUGUGAUCAGCUGUCAGUGUGAGCAUGCCAACGUGUGUAACCUGUGCUUAAACUUGGAUCCGUAAAGUAAUCUUUUCUCGUCUUGUUCCUCGAAAUAAAUGUGAUGUUAAAAUCCCUCUGUCAAACCUCGAGAGCUUAUCUAAUGUAUCAUGAUAAAUGUAUGUCUGUAUAAGAUUGUAUUGAGAAAUAAACCUGUAUAGAAGAGAGAUAUAUUAAUUAAUAGAUAAAUAAAGUCAAGAUAUACAUACGUUG
Messenger RNA from Esox lucius (northern pike), 4380 nucleotides. It is a transcript of the gene slc6a4a, whose product is annotated as solute carrier family 6 member 4a. The transcript has 14 exons. Lineage: Eukaryota; Metazoa; Chordata; Actinopteri; Esociformes; Esocidae. Gene Ontology annotation, biological process: sodium ion transmembrane transport; serotonin uptake. Gene Ontology annotation, cellular component: membrane; neuron projection. The record is from RefSeq and is a predicted model, not a curated record. Gene Ontology annotation, molecular function: serotonin:sodium:chloride symporter activity; serotonin binding. Bases 410 to 2353 code for a protein of 647 amino acids.